AUGUCUACUGGUCCGUACGUCAACACCGCUCACAAUACCAACUAUGGAGUCAAGGCCAGCAAUGGCACCAUGGGCAUUCUUUGCUCCGGUACGAAGGUUUUGAUCAUUCUCCGCCGGCGCAAAGACAAGGACGUUCGAGAGAAUGGUCCCCCAGUUACAGACACUUGGUCCUUUCCGGGUGGCGGCCUGGAAGCAGACGAGACACCAGAGCAGUGUAUCGUGCGUGAGAUGAGGGAGGAACUCGCGGUGGAUGUAGUCAUCAAGCCCAUCGGUGAUGAGCCAGCGUGGGGUAUGACCGACGAUGACAUAAACGGAAAACUAUGGCGGUGCACAUUCUUUGUCGUGGAACAGGUCAAUCAUAGCCAGGAAGUUAAGAUCAAUGAACCGACGAAGCACGUUGCUCUCGAAUGGGUCGAAUGGACUGAGCUAUGGGCUAUGAUUAAAGCUGACAUGGAGGGGGGCGGCGAGGCUGACGAAUCCGGACAAAGGAUGUCUUUCUUCGCGACUAUGAAGAACAUGGUCUUGAAAUACCCCGUCGCAAAGCAGCCCAUGACCAAUCCAUCACCCACAUCCCGGACUCUCACGUGGCACGAUAUUCCUGAGUGGCGGCAAGACAACAAGUACAUCCUCGCCGGCUAUCGCCCGUUGGAAGAAGACGAUCUACAAGUCAUCAAAAGUCUUACUUUCUUGCACAAUGAGACCUGCAACGUGUAA
Molecule: messenger RNA, 714 nt
Organism: Fusarium poae
Lineage: Eukaryota; Fungi; Ascomycota; Sordariomycetes; Hypocreales; Nectriaceae
Exons: 4
Coding region: 1-714 (237 amino acids)
Source: RefSeq, a predicted model, not a curated record